Messenger RNA from Mytilus californianus (California mussel), 13913 nucleotides. RefSeq names its product mediator of RNA polymerase II transcription subunit 1-like. Lineage: Eukaryota; Metazoa; Mollusca; Bivalvia; Mytilida; Mytilidae. The transcript is spliced from 15 exons. Gene Ontology annotation, cellular component: mediator complex. The coding region runs from base 243 to 6182 and encodes 1979 amino acids. The record is from RefSeq and is a predicted model, not a curated record. Gene Ontology annotation, biological process: regulation of transcription by RNA polymerase II. Gene Ontology annotation, molecular function: transcription coregulator activity.
ACCUCGAAACAUUUUGAUGACCCCGACAAGACCCAAUUUUAUUAUGGAGGUGCGAGAAUUUCCACCUCGAUAAACCAUGGAAACUGUCAUCCCUUAGUAGAUUACAGCUAUAUACAUUCUUUAAUUUAGGAAAUAUUUUACAUUAUGAUAAAUAUUUACUCAUAACUGGGAUGUAAUAAGCCUGGUUAGUGCAAAACAUCGCUACCAGAGGCCGCUGAACUCCGAAUGCAGAUAAAUCAAAUAUGGCAGCCGAGGACGGGGUAUACCCCGCUCGCUGGGAAAAUCAGUGCGAUUAUCAAGUAUUGACUCCAGAUGACUUUAAUGAACUACGCAUGUUAAUGGAGAAGUUACAGUCGCGUAGUUCCCAGAAUCGUAACUGGACAGAAAUUAUCAAGGCAGUCAUAGUUGCAAUAACAAAUGACAAGCGUUGCCAAUCAGAUGCAUUGGAGAGGUCCAGCAUACUGUCAUGUGUGGACAAGCUACAAAAGGCAAUUAAAGUUGAAAAUCAGCAAACCCUGCUGGAAAAACUGGAAUCCAUUGCCCGGCAGCAAAGCUUGAGGUUUAAUCCACCAGCACUUCCAGAUAAACCAGCAUGCAUCAGCUGUGAAAUGUUUACUGUUGAAAUCUCCAUGGAUACAAAGGGAAUUGUAAAAGAUGUCAGAGUUUGUCACCAGGGAGAAGCCAUGAGUUGUGAAGAGCUGACAGAAGUCCUCAGUAGAGAGCAGUAUGAUGAAUUUUCUGGACAUUUGGAAGGGUUUUCCUCUAUUUACAAGAUACCUGGAGACAAGAAGCAGAAGUCCAAAGCAUACUUGGCUUUACAGUCUCUAGAAACAGAUCUCAAUGACCUUGCUCAGUUACAAAGCUCUAUCAAAGGUGUUUCUAACUGUAUCCACAAGUCUCCACUGGGUAUACUGCUGCCAAGGAAAGGUGGUUAUCCUAUGAAGUUAAUUUACUUUGUUUCACCCUAUGACCUAUUGGACAAGAGAAGUAACUCACCGCAUCCAUUGACAGUUGAAGCUAUAACAGAAUAUGAGUGUGGACAGAGUGUAACUGUAUGCAUACAACAGUGUUCGGUGUCAAGCAGACUUCAGACAAUGCCAUUGAUGAGUGUGGUUACACAAGAUGGUAAAAGUUUACCAUCGUUUCAAGCAUUAUCCAAUGUCAACAGUUGCAUGUUAUCUGCCUGUUUUGUAUUGGUGUUACCACAGCCCAUCCCUGUGGCCUUGUCUGUGGUCAGGUUGAUUAAAAAUGUUACAAAUUUAGAUGUGAUAACAGUUGGUGAAGAGAACAGUUUAAUUACUUUGUUGUUAAAAGAUGUGUUUAAAUGUAAAGCUGAGGAUGAAUUCUUUGUUACUUUGCCAGAUCAACAGCAUGUAUUUUAUAUGAAUGAUAUCAAUGGUUGCUCACUGGAACAGCCUGCAGUGAUGGUCAGUAAGAUUCCCUUUACUCAUCCAACCAAUGUUGCUCAAGUCCUCAACUGUUUACGACAACAACUCAUCUUUAAUACAGUUAUUGGUAGUAGUAUUAGACCAAAUGCUAGUCAAGAAUGUUCUGUUGUGUUUGAGUUGAAUGCCUUAUCCUUACAACAUAUGACCCUCUCAUUUGAACAUCCACUACACAAUACAAUGGUCACAGCUGAAAUAGAUUUGAGUGAUAUUACAUAUCCAAAGUUCAAGGUUAUUUAUAGUGAAGAAGAACAGUCACUUUGUUCAGAAGAUUUAGCUGGUAAAAUAUUUCAAAGGUGUCUUUCUGUGCCUGUUACUUUACGGUCAGUAAUUAACAAAGUCUCAGAUGAAAUUCGCAAAGAGCCACCCCCAGAACCUGUGUCAGUGACUAUUCCAGCAGAUCGUCCACCUCCAUGGCCACCAGAACACUAUUCUAGUCAUUUUAGUCCUGGAAGAAUUCCUAUGGAUAUAAAAAAUAUUUCUCCGAAUAGUUUGGCAUUUAGGAAUUAUGGAUUGCAACAUUCACCACAAAUUUCAUAUAAUUUGGGAAAUUUAAUGAGUGGAAUUGGUUCUUCAAUACAACCUUCACUGCCUCCAGAGGGAAUUUUAAUUGAACCACCUGCACCAGAAAAACCUCAUAAUCCAUUGUUAGCUGACUUGUUAGAUCGUAAUUCACCAAGUCCAACUCCUGAACCCAUUCAAAAUCUGCCACAAAGUGAAGCACCAAUUAUGUCUAAACUGUUAGAGGACAGCACUGCUUCAGCUAUGGCCUCAAGUAUUCCUCAGCCACCACUUAAACCAAAACAAGUGCGUCGUAAGAGAAGCUCUAAAGGAGAGACACCAGUUGUAGGACGUAGUCCUAAACAUCAACGUAUUUCAGAAGCAGACAGCAAUGGAUCAUUACCACACUUAGACUUUGAUUCUAGUGGAGGAUCGUUUGACUUUGGUGAUGUCCCUAAUCCAGGACAGCCUCAUUCCAUACAUAGUCAUGGUCAUCCAACACUGACAAGACAGUUGAGUAUCAUUGAUUUAACUGAUUCACAGGCUGAUACUCCUGCAGGAUUUUCAGGAGAAUCUGAAAUGCAGAAGCUUGAAAGUAUGGUAGGAAAUAAGUUGCCAAGACAGCCACAUAGACAAGACAGUGAAUUGUCUCAGUUAUUGUCAGAUUAUGGAGAUACAAGCCCAACAAAGGAGACACAGUCUCCACACCCUUAUUAUCAUAACUCGGUGCCAAAAAACGAUAAAGUGUCUACCUCUCGUGAGGAGAAAAUCCUCAGCGGGUCGAGGGAGGUGUUAAAGACCACAGACCCGACGUCACCCAACUACGCACAUCAGAGCUUAAUGGACCUACUUAGCAUAAAGCAAGAAGAGCAGGAACCUUCAUAUAAUUUUCAGAGGCAGAAUUCGAAUAUUUCAAUGAUUUCAUUGACCUCAAAUGACCCGAGUAAUAGAAAGUUAAGUCUUGGAACUGUGCGAUCUAAUUCUAUGUCGGAUUUAAGUGAUAGUGACACGUUUCCGUACAAAGAAAAGUCAUGUGAUAGCACAGCAUUUAAUGCAAAAACUUCAAAUAAAAACCCAGCAUUGGCAGCUAAUUCAGAAUCCAGUAGUUCAUUAAAAGUAAAACAAGAAAUUAAGGAGGAGAAUGUGCAUGACUUAAGAACGUUACUUACAAUAGGGAAGGAAAAAGCAGAGAAUAAUGUGAUAGAAAAAGAUAAAUUCAAAAAGGAGGAAGGAGCAAAAAAUAUAAGGCUAAAAGUUUCAACUGUACAAGGGUUGAGGCAAAGUUCAUUACCGAAUGAGUUAUUGAACACUGGAAUUAAUAAAAAGUCAAAAGCUCCUUUUGAUUUUCAUAGUGAUGACGAUGAUGAUGAUCCGUUUGAUUUCAGAGACAAAAUGAAAGUUGUAUCUUCAUCGCCUACACGUCUGCAUAUACACAAACAAAAACUAUACAAUCACAAACUGAGUAAAGAGAAGGACAAGAAAAAAGAAUCUAAAAAUAAUAUUGUGUCAGGUGAAAAACGAAAAAAAGAUAAAAAUGAAUCGAAGAAAGAAAGGAAGAAAAAACAGAAAAUGAUGGAAAAUUAUAAAAGUACCUCACUUGAUGAAUCUGCUAUUUAUAAAUCUGUUACAGUGGUAUCAGAAGACAGUAAUAGUAGUAGUAAUCUUAAGCCAAUUCCUAAACUAAAGAUCAAUAAAAGUAGUCUUGGCAUAUCUGUUGGCAAAAGUCCAAGCAGGGAAGUAUUGACUAGUAAAAAUGAAACGGUGAAAAAAUCAAAAGAAAAGUAUGACAAACACUUGUCGUCAAGUAAGAAAUCAUCAUCACAGAAAGCCUAUAAAGUACACCAGCAAUCAUCACCGUCAAAUAGUAUCACUGUUAGCAAAGCAGAUUCCAAACUUAUUACAAAAACUCCCACCAUCAAACUCAAACCAAUUGCAAUGCCUACAAGUUCAUCAGUCAGUGUAGGCUCAGCAAAAACCCCACCAGCAUACUCAACAGCAAGCUCAACGAAAGGAUCUACUACUCCAACUUCAACAACGAUUGGUCGCAUGGGAGCAGUCUCAUUAACAAAAAGUGGAUCUCUUACUCCACCAGCAAGUGUAAAAGCAAGUACACCAACAUCACUAUCAAAAUCAUUCCCAAAUAUGAAAUCUUCAAGUAAAAGUACUUCUUCAUUGCCUUCUGCUGCUAAAAUACCUUCACAAAGAUCAAAUAGUUCGUCCUCUCACAGAGGCUCAUCAGAUAAUAAAGAAGGCAAGAAAGAAAGAAAUGGACCUUCAAAUAGUAGUAAAACUUCUAGUGUUAGAAAAAGCAGUUCUCCAAUGGCAGGUUCAAGAAAUCCAAUGAACUUGUCUAAAUCUUCUCACUCAUCAAAUAAAAACCUAUCGUCAUCUACCUCAUCUCCCUUCUCAAACAAAAAUCAAUCUGCAGAUGUUUUGUCUUUUCUCAACAGAGACUCAAGUGUAAUUGCAAAUCUACCGAAAAUUCCAAAAAUGGCAAAAACUAAUACAGCAAUGUCGUCUGGAACAAAUAAAUCACAAACUACAGAAUCUAUUUCCAAAGCAGUGACAUCUUCUGUUGCUCUUAAUAGCAAAGCAAACCCAACAUCAACUGUAAGUGCUAAAACAAAUUUAACUAAUUCAAGUUUAAAUAAUUCUAAGAGUGCUGUGUCAACCAGUGUAUCAAACUCUAGGACAAAUAGUGUACAAAAUACAAAACCAAGCAUUUCAACAUCAUCAAGUCCAGCUCAUACGAAGACUGUUACUACACCAACAUCAGUGAAACAAAACCCAUUUAUAACAAAGUCGAAUAAUGUGAUUCCAAGUUGUAGCGGAGGAUUUAGUAGGUCAGUUACAACUGUGACUUGUACAACGAGUUCUUCAUCAAAACUUAUCACUUCAACGUCAAGUACAACAUCAAGUAAAAUGGCUACCUCUGUUUCACCUUCUGUUACUAGCUCUGUGAGCAGAAGUUGUUCAUCUAAUCCUUCAACAUCUGUUUCAAAAUCUGUGAGUAGUAGUAGCAGCAGUGGCAGUGAUUCCCUUAAAAAACCUACACAAAAUUCUGCUACACUUUCUUCUGGAACAAUAGCAACUGGAUCUGCUCAAAAUACAAGUCAGUUGUCUUCUAACCCUGUAAGUCACAAAUCCAGACCAAGAAAAGGGUCAUUAACUGCUGUUAUUGAUAAACUUACCAAACAGACUUCAUAUGAAUGUAGUUCUGAGGAUGUAAAUAAGCUGUCAGUGGAAAGUGUUAACCAGGAAUCAUCAUUGAACUUAUCUAGUCUAAAUGAAAGUGAUAAAAAUGUGGUAAAUUGUAGAACAGAAAAGACUGAUGUUACUCUUCAUAAUUCUAAAAGUGGAGAUUUAAAAGAUAAAAUUUCUAAGGAUUCAACUGUUCAAGGCAAAAUUCGAAAGGAUGAUAAAGAGGUUAAGAAUAAUAAUUCUAGCCCAAAGACAAAAAGUUGUGAAAAUGUGAAAAAGCAUAGUGAUUCACCGUCUAAAACAAAUUCUGGAAAAGAAAAUAAGAAUGAUGAUUCAAGAAAUUUGUUUACAUCAAUACUUAAAAGUGCUUCAGAAAAUUCAUAUUCCCCAAAAGACAAGGGGUCAAAAUCGAAUGAUGGGAAAGUGGUUGUAGAUUUAUCAAAAAGUGAAGAAAGUGAUAGUACAUCAGAAGUAAGAAAUAGUAACACAAACUGUGAAAUGGAAUCCAGUCAAUGUGAGAAGGUUUCUAAUACAAAUAAACAUUCAAGGACACCAUCACCAAAACAAAAUCCAAAGAAAUUCAAUGGAGAAACGGUAACGAGAGAAAGUGUAACGGAUAAUAAAUCAAAAGAUUCUGAUGUAUUUAAAGUGCCUACACCAAAGGCUCACAAUUCAGAUGAUAAAGACAUAGAAGAUACAGAAAAUUAUGUGAUUAGAAAAAAACAAAGAAUUAGUACAUCAAAACCUGUUUUAUCUCCUUCUAGUCCUGUGAGCAGCCCUGAGUUAGUUAUCGACUGUCAAACAUUGUCACCAAGAACUUUGCAGAACAAGACAAAUUCACCAAACAUUGAAGUGUCUUCUGAUAAAGUUGGCAAUAAUACUAUACUGAAGACAAAAAAUGUUUCACCCAUUCAUAAAGUAAAACAAUCACAGUUACAAUCACCUGUACUCAUAAAAAUGGAACAUCACUCUGCUUCACCUACGGAAAUAGAUGAUGAUUUAAUGAAUGAAGCUCUUAUUGGUUUUGGUAGUUAAAUUAAGUCAUAAAAUUAAUUUCAAGACAGAACUGUAUGCAGAAGUUACAAAUUUAGGAAUGAAAGAUGAAAAAGAGCCUAGGCAUGUUUUAUGGUUUCUUUAUACUUUGUAAUUAGAAAUUCUGCAUGUUUUUACUCUAUGCUAUCAAAUCUGAUGCAGUGAACUAAGAGAAUAACUUUGCUGCCAACUGGUAAUUUCGUCCAUCUUAGUUUUUGAAUGUAAUGUUAGUUCAACCAAACAUACAAACUUUUUAAAAGAAUGGAAUUACCAGACUUUCUUUGUAAAGAAAAAAAAAGAGGUAAAAUAUGAGGUUGAUGUCAACUUAUUCCAAUAAGAAAAUGCUUUAUUUCUGUGACCUUAAGCAUGUUAAGAGGGUAUCCAAUAUCUUGAAUAAAAUAGAUUUGGCUCAUUUAAUUUUCAUAAAAUUUUGACAAAUAAUUACUUUGACCUGUUGACAAAUAUAAAAAUAUAUCAAGAAAUUUGAACCACACAAUUUAUAAAAAUAAUUUUCAUUGGAUACAUAGCAGUUUGACAUGCACUUAUUUUGAUCAUUGAGAAGCUUGAUUUUUCUUUUUACUAAUAGUAUGUGAUUAAAACAUUCAGCUGGUUUUUUUUUUAGAGUUAACUCCCUUAGGUGUUCUGUACCCCUUUAAGUUAAAUACAAUGUUUCAUCAGGUAUACUGAUUUUUACCUGUUUAAGUGUCACAUCUUCAAAUCAAAAUUGAUGGUACAAACGGAUGGUACAAACAAUAUUCAGUGAAACUUGCAUUUUGUUUUGACAGUAUAAACCAUCCGUGUAUUAAUAGAUUUAAUAGUUAUUUCUGUUUUUUUAUGAAUUAUUUGCAUUUUGUGUUAAGCAAACUACAGUCUUGACAAAUCUGUUCGUCUGUUGGUCAUUAGGACCACCACGACUACAAUACUGGUGGCCUCAGUGAAAAUUUGGUGGUCCUGCAUUUUCUGUUAAAUUUUUGCUAUCAAAUAUUUCCAUAGGUAUAAAUUAGAUAAGACCAAUUAUAUAUGGUUCCAUAUUUAAUAAAGAUAUGAUAUAUAUUGUGAUCAGGAGCUUCACUUAAUACCAGAAAGCAUAAAAAAGAACAAAACCACCACAAACUUUCAGUUUGACAUGAGGACCGCCACUACACCCAAAAUUGUCAGACCUUCCUGAUUUUACGUGGUCAGGACUGACAGGAAUGCAAGUUUUUGAGUACACUGAAACUUAAAUCAAUCUUGUAAGUUGUCAAUUAAAUUUUAUAGAUUUUGAAUGAAACCUUUCCUAGAAUAUUGUUUAAUACAUGAAUAGUUUGUGCUGUUUAAAAGGACAAAUCAUGGUAAAGAGAUGCUUGAAAAUCUGCUUUUUUAUUUAUUUAAAUAUGCUUGUUUUUUCUUUACUUCUUUAUGUUUGGAUUAUUUCAACCACAUUUUUACGCACUAUUAAUAAUAUUUUAUGAAGUAUAAAAUAGAUUAAGUACUGUGAACAUGGUGAAUGUCUUGAAGUUAUUUUUUUAUGGCAAUAAGAAUUCAAGGAUUGAUUUUUUUUUUAUGAAUUUGUGAACAUUAAUUUUUGCAUUUUAUAAAUUGUUUAUUAAUUCAGAAAAGUGUGUGAUGUAUAUUGUAUUAUGUAUAUGUGAACAAAUUCAUUAUGGAAUAUCACAUUUUUUGCUUUUUCAUUGUAUUUAUAGCUUCAUUAUGAAUACUGAACAAAACACAGCGACAAUUCAACUGCUCUCAGGAAUUUUGUUUUGCUCAAUUUUGUUGAUGCAAAAUUCAUGAUCAUUGUGGCUUGCUUUUGACCUAGAAAUUGUUUGAUUUUAGAAACUGAUGUAAAUAAUAAAAAGAUAUAUUGAUAUUAAAGAUUACUUUUCAAGAAUUUUUUUUUUUAAUACUUAUAUAAUGGAGAUUGUACUGUGGAAACCUUACUUCUUUCAAAUGGUCAAAGUUACAUUUCACUAUAAAAAAGAUUUCAACUUCUUUUCAAGUUCUUUUAUUUCAUUGUUUAGCAUUUUAUAACCAAAUCUAAAAUGCACAUGAAAUGAUAUGUCCAUAUUUUCAUAUUUUUCAUAUAUAAAUUGUCUGAAGUCAGUCUAUAAUUGACAGGUAAAAAUUGUUAUAUGUAGACUGAACAAACAGAGUUCAGAAUUUGCUAUUGAUAUUUAAGUUUUAAAUGUUAAACAAUCUGUUCAAAAGCAGCUCUUCAAAAAUUACAACAGGAAACUUUUUAAUAUAUUAUGAACCUUGAAUUUAAUUGUUCAACAAAACACACAUUUGUACACUUGUAGGUAGAAUUUGUUAAAAACCAUGAAAAAUCUAGUGCAUGUAUCAACAAAAGUUCAUUUUUUUCCUAAAACCAUGGACAUGAUGGAAAUUGGUACCUUUAAAAAUAAAGGAAUCCACAGUAUAAAAGUUAAAUGAAUGUUAACUUUUCUUACAUAUUGUCAUCAAAAUGAUUUUUUUUUCUCAGUGCGUAGAAAGCAAAAUGCACCCCCCCCCCCCCCUUUCCCACUACCCUAUCCCCCCCUUUUCCCACUACCCUAUGAAAUUGAAAAAAGGAAAUUAAUUUUUUUUAUGUACAAUUAUUUAGAAGUUUUCAAAAAUUGUCAUCAACAUUUUAUAUUGUUGGGUAAAGAAUUCUAUUAUUCAUUGAAUGAAAUGAAAGUAACCUUUAAAUUUUUUAUUUUGUUUACAAUAUUUGAUUUGAAAUGAAUGGUUUUUAAGGAAUCUUGUUUCAAAACAUUGCAAUUGAAAGGUGAAGAUAGUUAUUGUCUCAUCACAAUAAAGGUCAAUGAAAGACAACUGUUCGCUAUUCAAACAACUGGCAACUUACUUUUAUAAAUGCUUUAUAAACAUAUAUAUAUAUAUUUAAUAUGGUAGAUCCCUUAUCAUAUAAAUUUUUGUCGUUUUUUGUUUCAAUGGCUUGAAAGUCAAUGCUUACUUGUUAUCAAAAGAUUAUUUUCUAAGAAAAAAGAAUGCCAAUACCGAUAGGGUUCCUUAAUUACUACUAAUAAUAGAGCAACUACGGUGUGUUCAGUUUAUAGAUUCGUUAAUAAUACUUGCUUUAAAGUGAUGACACCUGACGUCAACUUCAGGUGUUGAUGGUUAAAGGCCUUUUUUUAGUAAUAACUGGACAAUCUUAUUUUAUGUUAUCACACUUUCAAUGAAAUGUAUAAAACCCAAUAACAUGUAAUGACACUUCUAUUUGUUGUGUACCAUAUUACAAAUUUUAAUCUAUGAAAAAAGUUAAGAAUUUAAAAAAAAAUUCCAACAAUGUAAAAAUUCACAACUGUUUGACAUGGUAUCUCUUAACAGUUAUAAAAUAAAUUUUGGAUAAAUAAUGUUUGUUACUUAGAAUGUACAUGAUUAUGUCAAGGUACAGAGAGCCAUCCUAUCAUACUGCAUUGUACAGAUAAAGGAAGGGAUAAUUGUAUAAUAUCCUUGAUAUAGAGUUUCAUGUGUUAAAGUUUCAGUGCUAUAAUGAAGUGAAGGAAGAUGUUCAUUUUAUGUUAGGGGUUUUCUACAGAAAAAAACGUAUUUAAUUUGAGAACUUUUUAUAAAUAUUAUUGUAAAUGUCAUCUCAGACACCAGGCUUGUAACAUUGAUGGAACACUGGUUUUAUUCUACACAGGCAAAUAAAAAGCAAUAACUUUUGUAUUGUAUAUUGUAAAUAAAAUUGACAAAUUUUAAGCUAUUGCAUUUGUAGUUUUAGGAAUUGCCCAUAGGAUUUUUUAGCUUACAUGACUAUUGGGUCACUGGAAGUUAUAAUUGACUUUUGAAACUACUAAGUGGAAUGUAGUGUUGAUGAAUCAUUAACAUGAUAACAGCAAAAAUGCAAUAAAUCUUAGAAGAGGUUACCCUCCCUAAAAUUACUAAUAAACAUACAGUUAAGAAAAUAAAUCAAUAUUUAGAUUCUCAUGCUCUUUCCACAAAAAUAUGGAAAGAGAGGAAAGAUUUAAUUUUUGUUUUUUCCUUAUUUUCACAAAAUUGUUAGGAAUUUUAGACAUGGUGAAAUAAAAAAAAAGUAAAAUGUAUGAAAUUGAAGAAAAAGUCCUGUGGAUAGAGGAGGAUUCUUAAAAUCAGUUUUAUAUUUCUCAUAAACCCAUACAUUAGUGUUUAAUAUUCUUUUUUUCCCGAUUUCUACAUUACAAGAAUGACUUGAUCUAGUUAAAAUGUUCAAAGAUGUAUUGUUAGUGUUUAUCUGUUAAAGGCUUGGUUAUUUAUUGUAUACCUCAUUAUAGAUAAUGGGUAUAUAGAUGUUAGGUUAGGGAUAUUUUUAUAGGUGCUCAAAUUAUUAAAAUAGAUAUAAAUUAGAAGAGUAAUUUCAAUAAACCAAAGAAUACUAUUUUAGUAGAUUGAGUGUGGGAUGACUGGAAAGAUUUUUACUUUGGUGAUCAAAUUGAACAUUAUUAAAUGUACUACAUCUGAUAGUAUUAUUAUAUAAACCAUAUUGUAUUUUAGCAGACACAUUUGUGAAAAGUGAUGGGGUACAUUUAAUGUGAUAUUUCUAAAUGAGGGUACAUGUAUUAAUUUGCUUCUGUACUAAGAUUUCAGAAUGGUUAAGGUUCAAGGAGGUUUGUUUUAUAAUUGUAUAUUAUAUUUGUAUGUUAUAAUUUGCAUAAUUACCAUCCCCAACAGCUAAACAUGGACCAUGGUGUUCAGCUUAAACAAAAAUGAAAUGAAAGCUUGCCAACAUCUUUCAUGUAAAUCAUGAUCACCCUCAAUGAUAAGUGUUUCGGGAGAAAAAAGUUCCUUACCAGUGAUGAAUAGUAACAUCAAAUAAUAAAUAAAUAAUUCAUUAAGGAAAUAUAAAAGGAAAGGGUUCUUAUGCAUUAUUGAUUAUGACCCUGUAGUAUUAUGUUGGUGUUGAAAAAGAACCUUGCAAAGAUUAUGAUUAAUACUGAUAUUCAUUAUAAUUUACUUUUUUCGUCCAGCUCAACUCAUUAAAAAGUUCAGUAUCACAACUUUGUUACCACAAAUUUUAUUUUACCUGUUUGUCAAUAAGUUUGGUCUGAAUUUGAACAACAUCUCAAUUUUUGGUUUAGCAUAAUUUUAGCCUAAAUUUAAUGACAACAAAAGAUAAAACAAUGUAAACUAUUGGUUAGAUCAUUAAAACUAAACAAAACCAAAUAAAUGAUCAUAUAUCCAAUGUAUAGAUGUUGUAUGUGUAUGAUAUGAUUUCAGUGUGGCCAAUAUGUGUUUCUGGAAUAAUUUUACCAGGUGCUUAAGUGUCAGACCAAAAUUUUAGAAAGAAAAAAAUAAAUAAAACAUUGGAGUAAUUAAAACCAGAAGGGCAUUAACUGAACAACAAAAAUUGUUUUGAGGUCAACUUUGCUUGAGGGAGCUGCAACUUGAGUUUUGGCUCAAUUACACAAUGUAAAUAAUACAGUCUGGAAUCACUGCAACUGUUUGCUGCUCUCACUUAGUAUUUUGUAUUCAAUACUGUUUUGGUACCGUUAUAGUUUUUUUAUGACUUAAUUAUUUAAGGGUUGAGGAAACUUUGUUUAGUCCUCUUUAUCAGUGUGUUAACUAAUCUCCUACAUUCAAAAUGGAACAAUCCUUGCUGGAAAAUGCUUCAUACCAAAUGAAGUUGUGUAACAAAACUUUUCAAUGAGUUGUUGAUAGAUUGGUUUUACUUACUUACUGCCCUUUUUUAACUUUAACGAAAUCGUAUCUUCCAUUUUAAAAGUUUUGUGAAGACAAACACAGUCUUCAUUGCCAUGGACUGAAACUUUAUAGAUCUGCUUCACAAAUAUUUAUUCUGAAUAAAGUUUUUGCAUUGGUAUCAAUAUUUUUCAAGUUUUUCUCUCCUAACAACUUCCACUUGAUGCUAAGCAAACAACUAUCAAUUCUUUUCAAACAGUGGAAGUUUUCAGAUUUAAGGAAUGGAACUAUGCUUAUCCAUUUUUGUUUUUAAAGUUACUGGUUUGUUCCAAAAUAUUUAAAUAUAAAUGACAAUAAUUCAAUUUUAUUAAACUAGAUUAUCAAUUUUAAAUGUAGCUGCAUUUGAACAAAAUGAAAUUUGCAUACUAAAAUAUUUGUUAAGAAUUAAGUAUUUGAGUUAACAAACAAUUCUUUUGGCCUUCUAUUAACAUUAUUUUUACCAAUAAGUUUUGUCCAGCAUUCAACAUGUAUCCAGCAUUGAUAACAGUAUUUACUUAUGCAUAAAGAUAAAUAUUUCAGAAGGUAGAAGAGCGAGACAGUUAUAGAUGGUUUAUUCAAGUUGUGGUAUGGCUUUUAUCUGGAAUAUGGCAGUUGUCCAUGAACUCAUUUUUAUGAAUGACAAACUGAAUUGUUUGUUUUUUUUUGUCAGGGUUAUAAGUAGUAGAACAAGUAUAUUUGGCCCAAAGAAAUGUUGUUAGGUUUGUCUGACCAAGGUCACUUGACUUCAUUAAUCAACAUUACCACAUGUAAGGGUUUGGUAUUUAUGGUAAGCAAGUUAUAUGUAGUGUUUUCAUGUUUAUUGGUUACCAUAAAUAAUUUUUCUUCACAUCUAUAAUUUGUGAAUGAAAGUAGUAAUUGUUGUUUAUAAUGAGAGAUUUGCAGUAUAAAGACAGCACCUGUUAGAGUUUUAUAGGUUUACUUUUUGUUUUUUGUCUUGUUCAUCUGUUUGUCAAUGCACAAUCUCAUACUUAAAUUAGGAAUGAAAAAACCACUUGACAGAAUUUUUAUACUUGUGUAUUUGUGAUCCUUUUAUUCUAUUUUAUAUUCCGAUUUUCCAAUUACCAACUGCUCCCAAUAUUUUGCUAAGGGAAACAACACUUGGUAGGACAAACUGUAUCCCUGUCAAUAGAAACCCGAAGGAAAGAAAGAGCAUGUUUUGAUGGUUAUAAUGUAUGUAAACUUUUAUGAAUUUUCAUUGCAUAAUCACCUAUUUUGCUAUUCAGUUUUUACCAGAAAUGUGUGAUGUACUUACAAAGAAUAAAUUAUGGCAAUCCUACACAAUAUACCAUGCUCAUUCCACUCAGUUUGUAUAGACAGGAAUAGUUUGUCAUAUGUGCUGUUUCCUCAAAAUUAAAAUUGAACAGUUGGUAAUUGAACAAUGAACCAUUGAUAUGAUUGAUUUUUAGGAUAUCUAAAAGUAAAACCUAGACCUCCAUUUCUGCAUAUAGGGAAGUUUUUAAGGCUAUUCACCUGAAGAUAACAUUGGAAUGAAAUUCAUUUUUUUUUAAUACAAACUAUCAGGAUUACAUUGAAAAUAUGGACUUUGCAAUUUCUAAUUUUUAUUUUUUUUUAAUGUCAGUCUAAAUGUGAAAAAUUAAAUACUUUCUCAUUGGUAAAUAGAGUAAUAAAUUGCAUUUACUGUCAUUUGAUCGAAUGAGUGAAGCAUAUUCCUUUUUGACAGAGGUAAUAUUAUUGCUUUAGACAAAUGGAUGAAAUAAUUUUCACCAAACUCUUAUGUAGUUCUAUUCAUUUUUCAACUUUUCCAAGAUGUAUCUGUAUUUUGUGAUAGACUGAAGAAAAAUUAUAACCUAUUUCAUGUCAUAUAGAUUUAUAAAUUUAUAUUUAUGUGUAUAAAAUGAAUGGCAAUUUGUUUAUUUUAAAUUAUGUAGAUAGUCAUGGAUGUACAAUUAAAACGAGAUGUUUUAUUAUUAUAUGUACAUAUAAACAUGUAAUAUAUUAUUGUAUGUGUACAAACAAAAAGUAAGUGUAUGAUAUCCUCAAUUGUAAUUUAGAGUGGAAUUUGAAAAUUCCAUGUCACUCAACUAUCUCAUGUCAAAAAUAAUAAAAUAUCAAACAAUC